Messenger RNA from Kogia breviceps (pygmy sperm whale), 2714 nucleotides. It is a transcript of the gene OSBP, whose product is annotated as oxysterol binding protein. Gene Ontology annotation, molecular function: sterol binding. The record is from RefSeq and is a predicted model, not a curated record. Lineage: Eukaryota; Metazoa; Chordata; Mammalia; Artiodactyla; Physeteridae. Gene Ontology annotation, cellular component: plasma membrane; perinuclear endoplasmic reticulum; intracellular membrane-bounded organelle.
GCGGCUGAUGCGCUAGCCGAGUGGGGCCCUCCGGGCGGCGACGGCGGCUCUCGUAGGCGGUUCCGGUCCUGUAUCUCCGGGCGGCGGCGGCUCAUGGCGGCGACGGAGCUGAGAGGAGUAGUGGGCCCGGGCCCGGCAGCCAUUGCGGCCCCGGGCGGCGGCGGCGGCGCCGCCGGUCCCCCCAUGGUGGGAGGAGGCGGCGCCGGCGGCCGCGGAGAUUCGGGGUCGGGCUCCGGGAUCGCCCCGGGCACGGUGGCCGCGGUGGCUACGGGCGGCCCGGGCCCCGGGGCCGGGGGAGUGGCGGCGGCGGGCCCGGCUCCUGCGCCGCCGGCGGGGGGCUCGGGCGCUGGAGGUUCGGGCUCGGCUCGCGAGGGCUGGCUCUUCAAAUGGACCAAUUAUAUCAAAGGCUACCAGCGGCGGUGGUUCGUGCUGAGCAACGGGCUCCUGAGCUACUACAGGUCAAAGGCAGAAAUGAGACAUACCUGCCGUGGCACCAUCAACCUCGCCACAGCCAACAUCACGGUGGAGGACUCCUGCAACUUCAUCAUUUCCAACGGGGGCGCUCAGACCUACCACCUGAAGGCGAGCUCGGAAGUAGAGCGGCAGCGCUGGGUCACAGCCCUGGAACUGGCCAAGGCCAAGGCUGUGAAGAUGCUGGCGGAAUCAGAUGAGUCAGGAGACGAAGAGUCGGUCUCGCAAACCGACAAGACCGAGCUGCAGAACACCCUGCGGACGCUGUCCAGCAAAGUGGAGGACCUGAGCACGUGCAACGACCUGAUCGCCAAGCACGGCACGGCGCUGCAGCGCUCGCUCAGCGAGCUGGAGUCCCUGCGGCUGCCGGCCGAGAGCAACGAGAAGGUCAAACAGGUCAACGAGCGGGCCACACUCUUCAGGAUAACGUCCAACGCCAUGAUCAACGCCUGCAGAGAUUUCCUUGUGUUAGCCCAGACCCACAGUAAAAAGUGGCAGAAGUCCCUGCAGUAUGAAAGGGACCAGCGUAUCCGCCUGGAAGAGACCCUGGAGCAGCUAGCAAAGCAGCACAACCACCUGGAGAGAGCCUUCCGAGGAGCCGCCGUGCUGCCGGCAAACGCCGCUGGCACUGCUGGUUCUGGCAAAGGUCAGUGCUGCUCUGGCAAAGGAGACGUGAGUGAUGAGGAUGACGAGAAUGAGUUCUUCGAUGCUCCUGAAAUCAUCACCAUGCCUGAAAAUUUGGGCCACAAACGUACUGGCAGCAACAUCAGCGGAGCCAGCAGUGACAUCAGCCUUGAUGAACAGUACAAGCAUCAGCUGGAGGAGACCAAGAAGGAAAAGAGAACGAGGAUACCAUACAAGCCAAACUAUAGCCUCAACUUGUGGAGCAUCAUGAAGAACUGCAUCGGGAAAGAACUCUCCAAGAUCCCGAUGCCGGUAAACUUUAAUGAGCCCUUAUCCAUGCUUCAGCGCCUUACUGAAGAUCUGGAAUACCAUGAGCUGUUAGACCGAGCUGCAAAGUGUGAGAACUCUCUAGAACAGCUCUGUUAUGUUGCAGCUUUCACCGUGUCCUCCUACUCCACUACUGUCUUCCGUACCAGCAAGCCAUUCAACCCACUCCUUGGGGAGACCUUUGAGCUAGACCGAUUAGAGGAGAAUGGGUACCGAUCCCUCUGUGAGCAGGUGAGUCAUCACCCCCCUGCGGCUGCACACCACGCCGAGUCCAAAAACGGCUGGACACUGCGCCAGGAAAUCAAGAUCACCAGCAAGUUUCGAGGCAAAUACCUCUCCAUCAUGCCCCUGGGUAGCAUCCACUGUAUCUUCCACGCAACCGGGCACCACUACACUUGGAAAAAAGUUACCACAACGGUGCACAACAUUAUCGUGGGCAAAUUGUGGAUUGAUCAGUCUGGUGAAAUCGAUAUUGUGAAUCACAAGACAGGAGACAAGUGCAAUCUUAAAUUUGUUCCUUAUAGCUACUUCUCUCGGGAUGUAGCAAGAAAGGUGACGGGGGAAGUGACAGAUCCAUCAGGAAAAGUUCACUUUGCCCUGCUGGGGACGUGGGAUGAGAAAAUGGAGUGUUUCAAAGUACAGCCAGUCAUCGGGGAAAAUGGGGGCGAUGCUCGGCAGCGAGGCCACGAGGCAGAGGAGAGCAGGGUCACGCUGUGGAAGCGGAAUCCUUUGCCGAAGAACGCAGAGAACAUGUACUACUUCUCAGAGCUGGCUCUAACGCUCAAUGCCUGGGAAGCCGGCACCGCCCCCACGGACAGCCGGUUACGGCCCGACCAGAGGCUGAUGGAGAACGGGCGCUGGGAUGAGGCGAACGCUGAGAAGCAGCGCCUGGAGGAGAAGCAGAGGCUUUCCAGAAAGAAGCGAGAAGCCGACGCUGUGAGAGCCACGGAGGACGGCGCGCCCUACGACCCCUACAAGGCUCUGUGGUUCGAGCGGAAGAAGGACCCCGUCACCAAGGAGCUAGCCCACGUCUAUAGGGGGGCGUACUGGGAGUGCAAGGAGAGGCAGGACUGGAGCUCGUGCCCGGACAUUUUCUGAACCGGCCCUGACCCUGACGAGAGGAGGAGCCAAAGGAGAAGAGGACCGAGGGUGCACGGGGAAGCUGGCAGUCGCGACCCUCUUACCCAGAGCGUCCCUCAAGCUGGUCUGUCUUAACCAAUCAUUUUUUCCAAAUCAAUCACCAGGAGCAGACACCGUGGGUGGUGAUUGGCUGGUGGCCUUAGCUGAUUGAA